Messenger RNA from Pseudopipra pipra, 1548 nucleotides. RefSeq names its product ribosome production factor 1 homolog (gene RPF1). Gene Ontology annotation, cellular component: preribosome, large subunit precursor; nucleolus. Gene Ontology annotation, molecular function: rRNA primary transcript binding. The transcript is spliced from 9 exons. Gene Ontology annotation, biological process: maturation of 5.8S rRNA; maturation of LSU-rRNA. Lineage: Eukaryota; Metazoa; Chordata; Aves; Passeriformes; Pipridae. The record is from RefSeq and is a predicted model, not a curated record. Bases 16 to 1170 code for a protein of 384 amino acids.
CAGGAGUUGGGCUCGAUGACCCUUGUGAGUCCCUUCCAACUCCGCAUACCCCUCGCUCCUGCGACCCCCGCGCGAUCGCUCCCUCACAGCCCGGACCGCCCCCAGGGCCCCCGCACUGCCCCGCCCGGCGCAUGCGCGGCACCGCCCCGCGGGGCAGAGGCCAAGGGUCAGGGGUCGGUCGGUGCCGGCGGCAGCGCCAUGGCGGAGCAUGGCGGGGGCCCUGCCGAGCGUGGCGGGCCGCCCGCCGAGCAGCGAGUGCUCUUCCCGCCCACCUUCAGCGUGUCCGAGAUCAAGAACAAGCAGCGCCGGCACUUCAUGUUCCUUCGCUGGAAGCAGCAGCAGAGGAAGGAGAAGCUGGCCGCCAAGAAGAAGAGGAGGAAGGAGCGAGAGGCCCUCGGAGACAAAGCACCUCCAAAACCCAUACCAAAGACUAUUGAAAAUCAGCGAGUGUAUGAUGAAACCACUGUAGAUCCCAAUGAUGAAGAGGUUGCUUUUGAUGAAGCAACUGAUGAAUUUGCACCAUAUUUCAACAGACAGACAGUUCCCAAGAUUCUUAUCACAACAUCAGACCGACCUCGUGGGAGAACAGUGAGAUUCUGUGAACAGCUGGCUACUGUUAUACCCAACUCACAUGUCUACUAUCGAAGAGGACUGGCUUUGAAAAGAAUUAUUCCACAGUGUAUUGCAAGGGACUUCACGGAUUUAAUUGUCAUUAAUGAAGAUCGCAAAAUACCAAACGGUCUUGUUUUAAGUCAUCUGCCUGAUGGUCCAACUGCUCAUUUUAGAAUGAGUAGUGUGCGUUUACGCAAAGAAAUAAAGCGAAAAGGGAAAGAGCCCACAGAGCACGUCCCCGAAGUGAUCCUGAAUAACUUCACAACGCGACUCGGCCAUUCCCUUGGCCGCAUGUUUGCUUCUCUCUUCCCACAUGAUCCUCAGUUCAUUGGAAGACAAGUAGCUACAUUUCACAACCAGCGAGACUACAUCUUUUUCAGAUUCCACAGAUAUAUAUUCAAGAGUGAAAAGAAAGUGGGAAUUCAAGAACUUGGGCCACGUUUUACGUUAAAGCUGAGGUCACUUCAAAAGGGAACUUUCGAUUCCAAAUUUGGAGAAUAUGAGUGGAUUCAUAAGCGUAGAGAAAUGGACACAAGUAGAAGAAAAUUCCACUUAUAAGUGAAAUCUGCCAAUUGCUGGUGACCAGGAAUACAGCAGCUGCUUUCAACUAUGGAUGAUUUCAGACUUCUAACGAUAAUGAUACUGAACAGUAUCUGUCUGCAGAAAGACAAACUGCAAACAAUAACACUUUCUACAGCAGCAGAUCAAGUAGGAUGUGUCUUUCUUCCUGUUUGGAGUCAACAUGACAAGGACAGUGACUUUUUCCAGUUUAGCAGGAAAAACAUGGCAAUGUUUGAGCAGCCUGUAAUUUAGCUAUCACUGAAGGUUUGCCAUGAUUGCUGCUGUGCUGUAGAAGUAGAUUAUGCUUCACAACAUCAAAGACAGCAGAUACGUCGGUUAGAGAAAUUCUCAAAAUAAAGUUUUUCUAGUUUUACA